Molecule: messenger RNA, 219 nt
Organism: Penicillium pulvis
Lineage: Eukaryota; Fungi; Ascomycota; Eurotiomycetes; Eurotiales; Aspergillaceae
Exons: 2
Coding region: 1-219 (72 amino acids)
Source: RefSeq, a predicted model, not a curated record
AUGUCUGGUGGACGAGUGGUGGGUACCAGUACAUGUGAUGUCGAAGAACCACAGAAAGCAGCCGGCAUGUGCUUGAAGCCACCCAUCCUCAAUUUGGCGAUCGAGGGCGAAAGUGAACUCCUUGGCCCAAUUUCUGUGCGUGUAAUUUUCGCUGUUGGAUAUCAUGAAAUGAGCAAACACAGCCUUGUCAUGCAAUUAGCAAGCUCCGAGAGGGAGUAA